Messenger RNA from Chiloscyllium plagiosum (whitespotted bambooshark), 1764 nucleotides. RefSeq names its product uroporphyrinogen III synthase (gene uros). Lineage: Eukaryota; Metazoa; Chordata; Chondrichthyes; Orectolobiformes; Hemiscylliidae. Gene Ontology annotation, molecular function: uroporphyrinogen-III synthase activity. The record is from RefSeq and is a predicted model, not a curated record. Gene Ontology annotation, biological process: uroporphyrinogen III biosynthetic process. Gene Ontology annotation, cellular component: cytosol.
AAAAAAAAACCCACCGUUGAUUCUGUAUCAGGUGAAAUGUGAAGAAACUCCUCUUUAUUAGCUUCAGAUUAAAACUUCCGUUUGGGUACAGGUAUCACUUAGAGCAGUCCACUCGUGACCUUCGACCCCAGAGCGGGGGGCCUGCGGUGACGUCAUUGCUGGGAACUCCUUGUCAUUCUGAGCACCAAGCAGUUUAGUUCUUUGUAAUCCACUUGAUGUUAGCAAUACUGAUGAAGUGUGAGAAAUGAAAGUCCUUUUGCUUAAAGAUCCCAAAGAAGGAUUAUUGGAACCUGAUCCAUAUGUUCAAGAAUUUACUACACACGGCCUUCAAGGAACUUUAAUUCCGGUUUUGUCAUUUGAAUUUAUAUCACUUCAGGAAUUAACAAAAAAGCUUUCACAUCCUGAAGUUUAUGGUGGUCUGAUAUUUACCAGUCCCAGAGCUGGUGAGGCGGUGACAUUAUGUUUGGGUGAAAAGGCUUUUAGAGAAGAAUGGAAUAAUAACUUCUUAAAAGACAAGUGGAAUGAAAAAUCUGUCUAUGUUGUAGGAAAAUCUACAGCCAAUUUGGUAAAGGAAAUUGGUCUUGUAACACAAGGAGAAGACUCAGGAAAUGCAGAAAAACUAGCUGAGCACAUCUGUAACAAAGAAUCUUCAAAUUCCCUGCCUCUUCUGUUUCCUUGUGGUGCUCUAAAAAGAGAGAUACUUCCCAGAUGUCUAAGAGAAAAAGGUGUUCCAUUGGAAAGUUUAACUGUCUAUAAAACGUCUCAGCACCCUUGCUUCCAGCAAGCUUUGGAUGAUUAUUUUUCAGAACAGGGAAUCCCAGAUAUCAUCACCUUUUUCAGUCCUUCCGGUGUUAAAUUUUGUCUGAAUACUAUCAAAAAAUUGGCAGGGGACCUCUUUGACACAAUUAAGUUUGCAGCAAUAGGACCAACAACAGCUGAUGCCAUGGUAACAGAGGGACUGACUGUGAGUUGUACCUCAGAAAAACCUACAGCUCAAGAUCUAGCAGCUAGUAUAAGAAAAGUGCUAUAAAAAAGUGACAAAUACAUAGCAGCAAAACAUUGUUUCUUUUUCUUUAAUGGCUAAAAUGUUUGCUUAGUUAACAUGUGUUCUUUAGAUUCUGUUUAAAUUGUAGCCUUGUUUCCUAUCAUUGUAAAAUUGUAAAAUUACUUUAAAUCAGGAAAUUUCUCUUUAAUUAGUCUAUUUCUGUAACAUAAUUUUCUAAAAUAUAUUUGUGAAUCCCAGGAAAUUGCAUGUUCCUUAGUCAGACUGAGACAAAGGUGUAAGAAAUCUCUUUAUAAGGUAGUAUCUCAUUUACGGUACACAAUCAUUUUUUAUAUAUCUUUCCCAAAGGUUUUGAGAAAUCUUGAUUUUUAUUUCAAAUUAAUGUGAAAGUCUAGCAGUGCUGUAAUGUAAAUAACAAAGUAUUGGAUUCUAAUCUUUACAAUCAUUUUUAUGAUAAGAAUAAUAAUUUUGGAGUAGUGGGGAUAUGAAUUUGGGAAGUAUGUCUGCACCAUCCCAUUAAAAUGUUUAUUAUUCAGGUUGAUGAUAACAUAUUUAAAUUAUGCAUAUUCUUUCAGCCUAUAAGGUCUAUGAUUUGAGAGGAGAAAGUGAAGUCUGCAGAUGAUUUGAGACUCUAUGAUUUGAGACUCAGGGCAGAAUUUAUUCACUAAUAGGAUUUGGAUAUUGCUGACUAAGCCAGCAUUUAUUGCUCAGAGGGCAGUUAGGGUCAACGAUAUUUGUUAUGGGUCUGGAAUCAUUUGUAG